AUGGGUCUCCGACAUCCUCACAAACCAUCAGAGUACCCCUCCAUACUAUUGUACAUACUCGACGAAACGCACAUCACAGUCACACUCGCUACUGCUAUUGUGCUGGUAUAUACUAGGAGCCCGCAUGUCGCUUGGUUCGCCUCUGGCGCCCUAGAGGCUUCUCAGCUCGCCAAAGGCAUCAAACUCCUCCUCCGUCGUCCCCGCCCUCCACCUCCCCCACCCUCCACAUCCAAGCCCUCCCGUAUCCGCCCCAAGAAGACAUACGGCAUGCCCUCUACGCACUCUACCGCCUUAACAUUCUACAUGGCCUAUCUCCUCCCUUUACUUCCCGCCCUCACUCCCUCUUUCGCUUCAUAUCUCGGUCUCUCCCCGUCCCUUACCCUUGGUGUGGCACGAAUAGCGUUAUUUGGCAGCUGGGCGGCAGGGCUCUGGAGUCGACAGGCACUGGGCUAUCAUACGGUCCCGCAGAUUGUCGUCGGGGCUGCGCUUGGCGCAGGGAUGGGAGUGGGAUGGAAGAGUCUUUGGGAGGUGGGGAAGGAGAGGGGGUGGGGAGUCGAAGAGGGGUUGGGAAGGCUGAUGGAGGGUGUUUGGGGGAUGACAUUUGGAAGGAUAUUCUGUUCAUGA
Molecule: messenger RNA, 624 nt
Organism: Dioszegia hungarica
Lineage: Eukaryota; Fungi; Basidiomycota; Tremellomycetes; Tremellales; Bulleribasidiaceae
Exons: 3
Coding region: 1-624 (207 amino acids)
Molecular function (GO): sphingosine-1-phosphate phosphatase activity
Source: RefSeq, a predicted model, not a curated record